CAGUCUCCGGAGCUUUGCUGUUGUCCCCAAGAUCGUAUCAAAGUGACAACUUUGCUCACCUUCCCAAUGACUGGUCUAGUUUUGACUCCACUUCCUGGUUGCUUUUUGCCCCCUUAUUGUAAAGCACAGAUUGGAAUACGACACAGGAAAUUAGUGGGAAAUGGAGAUCUGAUGGCGAAAGAGCAGAGGAUUUACAGCAACAUCGCCAGCUUCUCAGCUGUCACCAACCGAACUGAGAGAAAUGCAGAAUGACCUCUUUAAUAAAGAGAAAAACAGGCAAUUAUCACUAACCCCCCGAACGGAGAAGAUUGAAGUUAAACACGUUGGGAAAACUGACCCUGGCACUAUGUUUGUGAUGAAUAAAAACGUUUCGACUCCUUAUAGUUGUGCCAUGCAUUUAAGUGAGUGGUACUGCAGGAAGUCCAUUCUGGCUCUUGUGGACGGACAGCCGUGGGACAUGUAUAAGCCUUUGACCAAGUCCUGUGAAAUUAAAUUCCUUACUUUCAAAGAUCGUGAUCCAGGAGAAGUUAAUAAGGCUUAUUGGCGUUCGUGUGCCAUGAUGAUGGGCUGUGUGAUAGAGAGGGCAUUCAAAGAUGAAUAUAUGGUCAGUUUGGUCAGAGCUCCAGAAAUUCCUGUAAUUGCUGGAGCCUUCUGCUAUGAUGUAGUUUUGGAUAAGAGACUUGAUGAGUGGAUGCCAACAAAAGAGAACCUACGUUCCUUCACAAAAGAUGCUUGUGCUUUAAUUUAUAAAGAUCUUCCAUUUGAAACUCUGGAAGUUGAUGCAAAAGUGGCAUUAGAAAUAUUUCAACACAACAAGUAUAAAAUAGAUUUUAUAGAAGAGAAAGCAUCUCAGAACCCUGAGAGAAUUGUCACGUUACACAGACUUGGUGACUUCAUUGAUGUGAGUGAGGGCCCUCUUAUUCCAAGAACAAGUAUAUGUUUCCAGUAUGAAGUGUCAGCGGUUCACAAUCUUCACGCCACCCAGACAAGUCUUGUACGGAGAUUCCAAGGUCUUUCUUUACCUGUUCACUUACGAGCACAUUUUACAAUAUGGGAUAAGCUUUUGGAAAGGUCUCGAAAAAUGGUAACUGAAGAUCAAACUAAACCUACAGAGGGAAGUGCAUCUACCUAGUAACUUUCUAAACUUUAAACAUGUAUAGUAAAUUAAAAUAAAAGUUUUUAAUACAA
Rhinolophus ferrumequinum (greater horseshoe bat) is the source of this 1188-nucleotide messenger RNA. RefSeq names its product mitochondrial ribosomal protein L39 (gene MRPL39). NCBI's taxonomy places the organism in Eukaryota, Metazoa, Chordata, Mammalia, Chiroptera, Rhinolophidae. Gene Ontology annotation, molecular function: nucleotide binding; RNA binding. Bases 242 to 1132 code for a protein of 296 amino acids. The record is from RefSeq and is a predicted model, not a curated record. Gene Ontology annotation, cellular component: mitochondrion. The transcript has 10 exons.